This is a messenger RNA of Hippopotamus amphibius kiboko, 1933 nucleotides long. It is a transcript of the gene FOXQ1, whose product is annotated as forkhead box Q1. Gene Ontology annotation, biological process: anatomical structure morphogenesis; cell differentiation; regulation of transcription by RNA polymerase II. The record is from RefSeq and is a predicted model, not a curated record. The transcript has a single exon. Gene Ontology annotation, molecular function: RNA polymerase II cis-regulatory region sequence-specific DNA binding; DNA-binding transcription factor activity, RNA polymerase II-specific. NCBI's taxonomy places the organism in Eukaryota, Metazoa, Chordata, Mammalia, Artiodactyla, Hippopotamidae. Bases 6 to 1169 code for a protein of 387 amino acids.
CGGCCAUGAAGCUGGAGGUGUUCGGGCCCCGCGCGGGCCUCGGCGACAAGCCGGGGAGUGACCUGGAGGGCGCGGGCGGCAGCGACGCGCCGUCUCCGCUGUCGGCCGCAGGCGACGACUCCCUGGGCUCGGACGGGGACUGCGCGGCCAACAGCCCGGCGGCGGGCGGCGGCGCCGCGGCGCUGGCGGGCGGCGGCGAGCGGAGCGCGGGCGCCGAGGAGGCGGGCGCGGCGGAGGCGCAGGCGGGCGCGGCGGGGCCGGGCGCGGGGGGCGCGGGCGGCGGCGAGGGCGCGCGCGGCAAGCCGUACACGCGGCGGCCCAAGCCCCCGUACUCCUACAUCGCGCUCAUCGCCAUGGCCAUCCGCGACUCGGCGGGCGGGCGCCUGACGCUGGCCGAGAUCAACGAGUACCUCAUGGGCAAGUUCCCGUUCUUCCGCGGCAGCUACACGGGCUGGCGCAACUCCGUGCGCCACAACCUCUCGCUCAACGACUGCUUCGUCAAGGUGCUGCGCGACCCUUCGCGGCCCUGGGGCAAGGACAACUACUGGAUGCUCAACCCCAACAGCGAGUACACCUUCGCCGACGGGGUCUUCCGCCGCCGCCGCAAGCGCCUCGGCCACCGGGCAGCGGCCCCGGGCCCCGGGCUCCGGGCCGCGGACGCCGCGCCCCCGCCGCCCUCGCCCGCCGCCCCGGCCCCGGCCCCGGCCCCGGCCUCGCCCAGCGUGCGCUCGCCCGCCCGCCCGGAGGGGCGCGCCAGCCCGGCGGGCAGGUUCUCGGGCCCCUUCGCCAUCGACAGCAUCCUCAGCAAGCCCUUCCGCAGCCGCCGCUCCGCGGACGCGGGUCCCGGGGCGCGCCCGCCGUGGGGCGCGGGUCCCUGCCCGCCACCGCCCGCCUUCCCCGCGCUGCUCCCGGGCGCGCCCGCCGGGGCCCUGCUACCGCUGUGCGCGUUCGGCGCGGCUGAGCCGCCGGCGCUGGGCGCGCGCGGGGUCGAGGCGCCGCCCCUCCUGCUCGCGCCCCUGGCCGCCCCUGCCCCCGCCAAGCCUCUCCGGGGCCUGGCCGCCGGCGCGCACCUGUACUGCCCCGUGCGGCUGCCCGACGCCCUGCACGCGGCCUCGGCCCGCGCGCCCGGCCCGCACCUGCCCGGCCCGCCCGAGACGCUCCUAGCCUGAGCGCCGCGGAGCCGGCGGGGAACGCGGGCUCGGGGCCGUGCGCUUCCCACGCAGAGGACAGAGACCGUCAAAGGAACAUUCCAGCAAAGGUGCCUUAGCGCUGAUGCCUCCGGGCAGGAGCGUCUCGGCCCGGUGGUUUUCCUUCCUGGCCCAAGCCUGUCCCGGCCUCCCUGCGCAGAGACGUCCCCUCCCUUCUUCCUGCCGGGCUCCGCCUUGUUCCUUCUGUUUUCCUCGCACCUUCCGGUAAUUUGUCCCUCAAAAAGCAAAACGAAAACACAAAAGCACAUCAGGGAACCUUCCCCUGUGGUCCGUGAUAGACUCCUGCGGGGGGUACCGGCCCCUCCGUGUGCGCGCGGCGCCCGCCUGCGGGUGCGGCGGAGUGGGAGAGGGGCCCGAGGAGCUUGUCCUCUCUCUGCUCUUGACCAAUGUUUCACUGUGCCAAAAGAUGAAAAAUAUAUAUAUUGUUGGGUUUUGUAAUUAAAUUAUUUAUGUAUUUUUGAAACCCGAGUUGAAAAUGUUGCGGGCAACGGUUUUGGCUUUAUUCGCGGCUGGGUGAUCUCUUCGCUGUGGUCUCCUUGGGCCAAACGGCUUCUUCCAAGGACAAGUUCACGUUGUGUACGUGGGGUGCCAGGGCCACUGCCACGUGAGAGCGAGUGUGGUUACCUUUAAUGUGAUUUUGGUUGUGUCUGUGUCCAUGUUCAUGUGUGAUUUUAUGAAAUCCAGGCAUAAUGCUUAUUUUUUAAUAAAACUCACAAUUGACUUUA